Drosophila innubila is the source of this 789-nucleotide messenger RNA. RefSeq lists its product as uncharacterized. The coding region runs from base 19 to 651 and encodes 210 amino acids. NCBI's taxonomy places the organism in Eukaryota, Metazoa, Arthropoda, Insecta, Diptera, Drosophilidae. The record is from RefSeq and is a predicted model, not a curated record. The transcript is spliced from 2 exons.
UUACUUUUCUUCAAUAAAAUGAAAGUCCUUGAUAAGCUGAUUGUUUCCCCGACGAACGUUAAGUUCCAAGCUCCUUUUCCACACAACCAAAAGCGUCAGCUGAGUCUGCUCAAUGUUAGCGAUAAGGACCUGGUCUAUUUAAUUGAGCUGGACAAUGAGGAGCUCUUCCAGGUGAUUCCUUCAAGAGGCAGCCUGGAUGCUUACGACACCAUUGAGUUGACACUCCUGAUGAAACCAGCUCCUGAAAAUCUGUCUUCUUGUGUGAUGAAAGUAAAAUACAUGCUGAAACCUGAGGACGCAUCAGAAGACGAUCAAUCCGACAGAUCGGAUAAAACUGUGGAGGAUCCUGCAGGGAAUUCAGCUGCAGAUUGGAGCGAGUCUCACAGGACGCAAGUGAAUAUAUCCCUAGAGAACUGUGUGGAGACGGAGGAGGAAAUGCGACAGAUGUUCGCCUUGGAUAACAGUGCCGACAACGUUGCGAGAAUUCUGGAGAAGAAUUACCAACCCGUCUGCACCAACUGCUGCUUAAAGCGAACAAAUCCACGCGAUUUGGCCAAAACUCCUUCUUGGCAGCGACUUUUCUUCUGGCCAAUUUUCUUUGCACUUUUAUUUCCAUUGCAGUUUAUUUUGGUUGUGAGUUUUUUGGUAUAAAAAUGUUCGACUUGAAUUCAGAGAGAAUCUACUAAAGGGGAACGAGAAUGCAAAUCAAUUACGGAAUUAUGCAAACAGAAAACAAUGCCAGAGGCGAAAACAUAAUAAACUUCGCCCUCUCUCUUUCUCUCUCUCUCU